GUGGGAGAAAUCGCACGACCAGCGACGUUGUCGAUCCUGCUGUUCCUAGGGAGAAGAACUGCUUUUCGGUUUUCGUCUCCCUGGAUCCGGAGACCGGGAAGAUCAUUGGAGAACAAGAAGAAGGAGCUUACGACCAUGAACAUGAUGGAGCAACGCAUGACAAACCCAGCGGCAAUACCGUUCCCAGCAUGACAAAGUUCCACCGCACACUGAUCCGCCCGGCAGCCCGGAUGGACUACGACAGUGUCAACGAGUGUUUGCUCAACGACUCGCACGACGGCGUUUUUCCAGUGCCGAGGGAAUCUGUCAUGCUGGUGAAGGAGAAGGAGAUUGCUGCUGCCACUACAGCUGAGCCAGAAGAAAUUUGUCAUGCGAAAACCGCAGCGAACAAGGACAAGCGCAACACUACAACCAGCGCAACAUCUACCUUCAAAAAGCGCCUCCUCCCAACCACUCCGAAGGAGAUCCUGCAGCACCUGGCAAUCGUGACGAAAUCACGUCGGGAGCAGAGAUUGCAGUCCGGCGGAUUGACCCUGAAUUUUGGCAACGCCAGUGACGAGGUUGUCAUGGAAUUUGACCAGGAGACGGGCUGGCCAACGAGGUUUGAAUUUGUGAGUAACGGCACGAAGGACAGUACUGGUAAGACAGCGCAUUCAGUGGAAAACCAGCAUGACAAACGACCCUUCUACUUCGACUCGCACCGAAUUAUCGAGGAGCUGAUGGUGCUGGCGAAUCAUGUUGUCGCGAAGAAAUUGCUGCAAGCUUAUCAGCACAAAACCAUGCAGCGGAUCCAUCCGGACACCAGUAACCAGAUUCGGAAGCAGCUGUUGCUGUUUUUGCACGACUUGGUAGCGAAGGGGAAAGAUGGUAGACAUGUUGCCAGCAGAAGCGCUGCGGAAACCAACACUACCAGCACCAGAGAGGAAGCUGCAUCAGAAGCGGGUACUAAAAAUGCACCUCAAUGCACGGCCGAAACCAUGACGAUGAAGCAGAAAAUCCAGCAUUUUCUCACUGGCGUUUCGAUCGACGGGGGGAACACAGGUGGUAGCAUAUUCCGUGCAAAAGUAUCGUACUCGUAGUAAUCGCAGUCAUGCAAUACAAAUUUCUUUCUCAAGUUAAAUCCGCACUACAAACUUUAUUUCUCAUGCUGGGGAAAUUUGUCAUGCGAUAUAUACUAGUACUACGAUUCUUUUGCAUUUCAUACAGUACCAGUGGGUCCAACUAUGAUGGUUGUCAAAACGCCACCGACACAAACAAUCCUCAGCCCACGGUGGAAGAAAUUCUUCAAUUUGCCCAAACCCACCUACCCACAAGCCUCGCCGAGAGUGUGACUUUUAGUGCGUUGCAGGCACUGGAAAAAGCGGAGUAUAAGAUGGUGGAUGGCGACGAGGAAACCACGAUACAGAAUGCUGAUCAGGAUCAGCACGUAGCGGAAGUUGUAGACCAUCAGGCUGACAAAAACACAAGCACUGCGUCUUGUUCGUCAUCAUCUACGUCUUCCACUGCUACUACUUUCCACUGGGGCCUGAACCUUGAGGGGUAUUUACAUUUCACCUCCCCAAUCCGCCGCUACGCAGAUAUCAUCGUACAUAGGAUGCUGGCGAGAGCAGUGGGAAAUGAGUACGAGUAUGAGAAAGCAGUCGCACGACCUGCAGCUGCGGAGGAUACAGAAGUGAACGCAGCACAAAAUAGGUCGACGCGACCUCCAGCGAUCUCCGAAUCUGAGUGGUCGGACCUGCAGCAGAUCACCGCCCGAUGCACCGACUACAGCCGCCGGCAGGACGACGCCGCGGCGGACUGCCGAUUGUGGUAUUUCGCGGAAUUCUUGCGAAGGCAACCGUUGCCCGAGAGAGGAGUGGAGCUUGUCGGAGUGGUGUGGAAAAUACAUGCGUCGACGAGGUAUGCGAGUCCUGAUCUUACCACGACUUCUACACCCGCCGCGAUCUGCUCUGGUAGUAGCACUGCCCCUACAACGCCUGUUCCGUCAGUUUCGACAGCUGAUGGCGGGCAAAAAAUGGGUGGCGCACCAGCCGCCAUGGCGUCAAUGAACAAUCCGGCGGUGCUGGGAAAUGGUAAUGGAACUGAAGACAGUGGCAGCUGCUCGUCUCAAGACGGGGAUGACCGACAAGGUCGUUCCACCACGACUAUCUCAACACGACUCGCCGAAGGUUCUUGUCCAGAGUCUGAAGUCGACGAAACUAUGGCGCCUGCUGUUCCGACCACCACCACGAGCAAAGUGGAGUUUUUCCUCCCCCAACUCCGCCACACGAAAGCGGGGACGGUGGAGAGUUUGGAAACGACAAGCGAAAUUUUGUCCAAACUGAGUAUCGGCGAGCAAGUGAGAUUAGUCGCAAAACCGACGAAAAACUCGUUGAUUGAGGUCGUUGGUGGGGGAGGUGCGACGACGUCUCCUGCAUCGAAUUGUACUGGCGAGUUCAAAAAUAAAGCACUGUGGUCGUUGAAGUUGGUCGAGUGAGGAGCAAAUAAUCAAAUAAAAAUCUGUUUAUGCUCGUCACAUUGAAGUCGAAGGUCAAAC
This is a messenger RNA of Amoebophrya sp. A120, 2536 nucleotides long. The record is from the annotation of a GenBank genome assembly. NCBI's taxonomy places the organism in Eukaryota, Dinophyceae, Syndiniales, Amoebophryaceae.